Messenger RNA from Papilio xuthus (Asian swallowtail), 3039 nucleotides. RefSeq lists its product as uncharacterized. The transcript has 11 exons. Bases 206 to 2218 code for a protein of 670 amino acids. Lineage: Eukaryota; Metazoa; Arthropoda; Insecta; Lepidoptera; Papilionidae. The record is from RefSeq and is a predicted model, not a curated record.
GGAAAGCGGACGUAUCGUGCAUUAUUCGCGAACGCACGUAAUCACGCUCGCAGACGUUCUACCUUUAAUCCAAUUUAUAUUAACAAUGACAAGUCAACGACCUGAUUAAUUUAAAUGGGACAUGUUUUAGUAAUUAUGUGGUCGAUUGUUUUUCCUGUGUAAUGUUUUGGUGGAAAAUGAUUAAGGAGGAGGUGAAUUCGGAAAAAUGUUGAAGGAAUCCUGCGUAUGCACGCACAUUGGAUUUCUUUUGUUGACGUUUUAUGUUAUUGCUGUUAAUGGAUAUAUAGAAAUAGUUGAAGAACAGAGAUGUCACAAUAGUAAAAUUCGAUUAACAUGUCGGGAUUUGGACGCCCACAUCGCUGUAUUAGAAGCUUGGUACACAUCAAUACAAGAUUACCAAGCAAACUCGAAUGUAACUCGAACGGAAGAUAUAAAAACAGAGAACGAUACAGAAUUAGAUAAAGUUUAUGUGUACUCAAGUCCGAUGCAUAAUGGUGUUUACGAAUUAGUUAAUAGUACUGUAACUGAUAAUAUUACGGAUUUUGGUAACAAUAGUUUGAGUGAUAUUACAAACGAAGUUUAUGGUUUAAAUGAUACUGCGGAAGUGUUAAUGGCGUUUUUUAACGCGAGUGAAAUGUGCAGUGUACUUACUUAUUCAAAGAGAUAUUCCAAUUUGGAUGUCAGUAAGGAGAGACGAGAUCCCAUCGUUAAAGGGUCUGCUGUAAAUUUACAAAUACCUUUAGGAAAUCGCUGCAACGGGGUCAGUCACUGUACAUUUAUUCUGAAGAAAACACAUCCACCGGCGGCUGAUUGGUCCCACGGCAUCGUGCAUGUCAAAUAUUCUUGCCUCGAUGAAAUCGUUGAAGAACAACGUUGCUAUGACAGCGAGAUUCGUAUGACAUGUCGCGAACUUGACAGUCACAUAGCGAUAUUAGAAGCUUGGUACACAUCUUUAGAAGACUACAACAGAGAUCUGAAUACAGAGAACUAUACUAUAAAGACUGAAAACGAUUCAGAGUUAGACCGAGUGUAUGUGUACUCUAGUCCUAAACAUAACGGUGUGUAUGAACUAACGAAUCAUUCAAUCAAUGUGAAUGAGGUGAACGAUACGGGAGUGACGGAAGUGAACGAUACAAUGGAUACAGUGGACAUGACGGUUGAAUUUGUGAACGGUAGUGAUGUGUGUAGCUUGCUUUCGUAUACACGGAGCUAUGCGAGCUGGCACGACGACGGUAGACGACGGCGUCCCCUAGCGAGGCCCACGUCAAUCAACCUGCGUCCACCGCUCAGUUAUCGAUGUACAGGAGUCAACCACUGCAAUUUCUUGCUGGAAGAAGACUACCCUCCAGCAGUGGCCUGGUCACCGGGUGUGGUAUCUAUUAAAUACGCCUGUUUUGAUGAUUCGUUAGCAGUACACUACUGCAAUCGAGAAGUGUUUGUCGCAGCGUCGGGUCCGGACAGCGAGGGUUACAUACGGACGCCCGGAUAUCCACACUUCUACGUUGGAGACGAGUGCCGGUGGCGGCUCAAAGCAGACCCCGAACAGCGCAUCCGAAUAUCCCUAUUGGAUGUCAGUUUAAGAAGUAUUGGUCCAUUUGAAGACCAAUGUACAGAUUUCGUGUCUGUGGUGGACUCGAAUGGUGAGUCGCUGCUGUCCACUUGUGAGCAGGUAGACUUGCCUCUGAGACUGACCUCCACGACGAAUGCCUUAGAGGUCAUCGUAGAAGCCAAUUCUCAAGGCGCCUUUCCAAAGAGAGGCGUUUUACUACAUUAUAAGAGUUUGGGUUGUGUUACGUUACCAGCGCCAUCUGAUGGUUACCUCGUGUACCGUAACGAAGAUGUUGCGCACUACAUGUGCAAUGUGAACUUUGUUUUCGCUGAUACGCGACAAAGGGCGCGGAUGCUAUGGUGCUUUGAAGAUAAUAGAUGGAAUGGGACAAUUCCAUUGUGUAUAGAAGAGACGACUAUAAAGGUCGUCGGGAACGAUUCAUUAUCGGAAGGUUCAGAUAAAGGCACAAAACUGCCGCACAACGAGGCAAACAUGAUAGUCGACAUCGUGAUCCCGUCGCUGUUGAUAGCGGCGCUGUUCAUCGGCAACGCGUUCAUUGUACUCAUCAUAUAUAAAUACAGGAAACGAAAAACCGAAGACUUGGAAGAUGAGUUCAACACCAUUCCAUUGAACGGCAACGGAAUGCACAGCGCGGGGAAUGCGGUGUAACGUGGAUGCCGAUAUUUUGCGGAUGUUGUUUACAAUUCAAUUAAUUUAUACGAUACAAUCACAACUAGAAUAACUCCGGCAAAAAUAAUAGAACGUAGUUAUAUAUAUGUAUACCAUAUCUUUAGACACGACACCGUAUUCAGCUAAACAAAGAUCUUUUUAGACAAAAUAUGUUUCGUAGAAAUAGAUUUAAAAGAAUUUGACAUUAGUACAACAAUGUAAAUAGACUAUAGUGGUUUUUAAUUCAUACCUUGUAAGCAACUUCCGCAAAUAAAACCUAAGCUGUAGACACACCAAGCUUAAUUCGUCCUCUCCUAGAUUGUCUGUGUCUGCUGUUAAGACUCAUUCACAUUAAAAUCGCGUGCUACGAUGCGUUUUCAUCCGACUACUGCAGAGAAGUUAAAAAACGUGUUUAAAUGUGUCUUUUUAAAUUGAAAUCUUAAUAGACUUUUUAUUUGAUCUUACUGUCAUAUCGAUCCAUAAAGUGUUAACUGUAUACCAAAGAUAAUUAUGCCAAAGCGGGAGAACAACCUUUAAAUAAACGUACUGCGCUCGCGGAUUUACUGUGAAUGUAGCCUUAGUUCUAUGUUACCUUAUUUAUUUGUUAAUAGUUACCGCAUUUAAAACAGUGACUAAAAAAACGAUUAUUAGGCGUUAAGUAAGGACUGAUAAUGAUAUUGAAUUCUCGAUAAAGUCGCUGAUUCGUUCGCAGGUGUGGCACAGCCUUUAUUUGUCAGUCGUAAUGCGUUGCCUCUUGUUGACAUUUUGUAUUUCGUAAAUACUGUAUAGAUUCUGUAAUGAAUAAAGCACUAUCUUUAACC